CGUUCGUCAUUCAGUCACCGUCUCAAAAGCGGUUUACAGUUCCCUGUUUGGCUGAGCCUUUUGUCUCUGCUCUGCCCCUAAAAAAAAACCAGGUUUGUCUGACAAUGUCUUCUUAGAUAUCCCCAGCUUGAACGCAAAGAAAGCAAGAAAUCCGCUUAAAAUUAUGUUGAAAAAUGAAACCUGCACAAAUUUAUGAGAAUUUUUAGAGGUAAAAAAAUUUACAUCUUUCCGGCCGUCUCAGAAUUUUCAUUCUUGGAAAUGUCAAAAGAUUUGACCAUCUGCAUGCAAAUAACGUAAUGGAGGAAAAGGGAGAUGCCUUGCCGGCAAAUUCUGAUCGGAAGGUUCAAUGGAUAAAAACCAGUAAUGCUGCUGUUUAUAACCUUGUACAGUGUUUGUUUGGCAACGGCGAUUAACAGCUGCGCGGAGCAAUUUAUUUGUGAAGUUUUUUUCCUUUUUUCAGGAUCUCUUGUGUGGUAACGUAGAAAAUCGUUUGAAGGAGAGCAAACAAGAGUGUCUUGCGUAAAAUUUGUGGCUUCGAGCAGCGGCUUUUGCGUAUUUGCUUUAGGAGACGGUAUGAGGCGGCAGCAGAACAUGUUUGCAGGGAAAUCAAAGGCGAAGCUGGCGGGAGGAAAGCCUAAAUAUACCAAACACGAAGGAGAAAAAUGGAACCCUUAUGGCAUUUCUACUUUACAGAAACCCUAUCACAAGCCGCCAUUUUCGCCAGAGCAAAGUUGUUUCAGAUCUGAGGGCAAACGAGAACAUUGUUUCCCUCGUAAAACCCUAUCAAUGGAGGCGAGCCCCGUCUGUGCUCCCCAGGCGCCUCGUAAUACAACAUCUUACAUAAUACGAGCCAAAAACUGUGGUGGAAUUCCCGGCGUGAUAAAUACUCCUUCCCCUUCUACCCCCGCCUCUGCUUGUUUCAAUACACCGCCUUGUGCUCUCGAAGGAGUAAACCAGGAGUGGGGCGUAGAUAGCUAUGGCUCCAUGAAAGGCCUCUUGAGAGUUCGCCAUAGGAGCCCGCACGACGUUAAUGAGUUUGAACCAACCCUUGACAGGUGUAUAGAAAUCCUCUAUGAAAAGCUUGAGGAGAGAGUAGAUCAGGAUUUAAGCCGCUUCGAGAUGACUUACCCUCAGACCCUCGAAACCCGCAUUAAUGGCCAGGAUUACCAGAUUGCUUAUCUGAAGGAAGAGAGCACCGUUUUGAAGGAGCGGUUGCACUGUAUGGAGCAUGAGCUCUGUAGUCUUAAACGGCGGAUGCGAGUUUUAGAAGGCGCCACUUGUAAUGCUUUGACAAGUGGAGAAAUUUGCUCUGGAGAUGCCUCGUUUGCCUGAUUCGCAUAUAUGAAAACCUUUCCCUGCCUUACCCAGACAUGGAAAUCCUUUGUGGUACAGAAAUUUGCUCUGGUGACACUUUCCCCGACCGAUUCGUGUCUUUAAACUGCCUCCCCUGCCAGGCUUGUACAUAGAAAUUCUUCUCUGGAUACAUUCUUGUACAUAGAAAUUCUUCUCUGGAUACAUUCUUGAAUCCAAAGUCUUUAUUUCUCCUUGUACAUUCGGCAUCAAAUCUUCCUUGAAAUUUAGUUGCGAGGGCACGUUGUAUUCUUAGCGGCAGAGGCCCUGAUAACCCUCUCAAACUGCCCCAUUUUGCUUCCCCUGUUUCUCAAUCUUUUCCCUGCAAAUUAGCUUCUUUUGUUUAUCCUGGUUUUUUGGCAAGUAUUCCGCCCACGUUUUUAUGGGGUUUCCUUCUUUUUCUGCUCCUCUGAACAGGGUAACAAUUGAGCCCAUUGUCUUACCAGCUCAAAACAGUUUGUUUAAUCUUAGCGGUGGGUUGGCGUAGGGAUUGAGGGGUUCUUGGUGGCAAUGUUCAUUACCUUAUUCUCAUUUUGUAUAAUGGAUGGUCCAUGUAUAUUAGAUAGAGAGAGCAAAAUCUGUGCCUCCAUUUGUAGAUCUGGACAUUUCGUGUAAAAAUCAGUCAUGUUCAUUCGGUCGUUCUUGUGAGGGAGGACAUUUAGGUCUUUAAUUUCAAUUUUCUACUGAAAGAGAAAUUUUAAACAUGGCACCUGAAUGACACUGCUUAUGUAAAUUUGCCUGUCCAAACACUUUCAAUUUCUGUAAAAAAGCAGGUGGAAUAAAGUGGCUCUUUGUAAAUGCCAGUAGGAUGGUAUUUGUUUUGUAGAAAUAAACUGAAACCUUUCUUUUUGCA
Cryptomeria japonica (Japanese cedar) is the source of this 2203-nucleotide messenger RNA. RefSeq lists its product as uncharacterized. NCBI's taxonomy places the organism in Eukaryota, Viridiplantae, Streptophyta, Pinopsida, Cupressales, Cupressaceae. The record is from RefSeq and is a predicted model, not a curated record. Bases 574 to 1332 code for a protein of 252 amino acids. The transcript is spliced from 3 exons.